AUGCUCCGCUACCUAUGCAUCUUGAACGAGCUGGGAGCUCCGUUAGUAGAGAAGCGCUGGAGUGCUCUUUACGAGUGGAAUGGUUCCUCUCGCGACGUGAUCCAGGAGUUCUGGGAGCUCAUCCAAGAGCAACCCCAGCGGCGUUCUGAUGCCGCCGGCACUCUCCCGUGGUCAGAGCGAAAAGGUUUCAGAGAAGCAGGCAGCAGGGCGAGCGGUUUCUUCUGCUACCGAGAGGUCAACGGCCUGUGGUUUCUCGCAGGUGUCGAUGAGUACCCUCCGGUCUCAGCGCGAGAGUGGCUCUCUGCUGCGCUUGUUCUGGAUUCGCUCGAUCGCCACCUCCUUCCGCUCCUCAAGGAGUGCAGCAGGGGUCAUCUGAGUGCGCAGUGGCUUCGCGAACACUUUGUCGCAGUAUACGAACUGCUGGAGGAGAUGCAUCCACGAGGUCUGCCGCUAGUCACGGAACCCAGUGUAUUGCUCCAGCUGGUGACUUUUCCCAGUUCCCUCGAACAGAUCAUGGUGAACGUUGCUGGCGCCCUGGAUACUCGCCUUGGUCUGGAUCGCUGGACGUCCAUGAACCAUUCUAUAUCGCUACGAGGCGCAGUCGCUUCGCAGGUUCGAUCAGUGCCAACGGAGCGCCCCGGUCCGACUGGGAUCAUGGCAUCGGCAGCGUCAACGCUAUGGCAAAAUCUAUACCGAACAACCAGCUCUGCGAGACGCUCCCUACCAAGGCCCUUCGAGCGAGUUUCCGGGACGCAUUCGGAUGCUGUCGCUAUCCAGAGCAGCGCUUCCGCUGCGCAACGCCAAAGCGCCAAUACCGUUGCAGGUCAUGCUUCGGUGCUGGAUACUCGCCGAGGCAUUGCACCUCAGUGCGAACCGCGGGCUCCCUGGCGACCUACUCGAGUUCAGCACGCAACCGAAGAGUUUCUUGUGGAUAUUGUCGAGACCCUGUCCGCAACUGUGUCUGGCGAGCAGGGGACUCCUGUAGAAUGGGCGGUGCGCGGUGCCCUCGAGUGCCAGUCCCGGUUGUCGGGUUGUCCGCAGCUUGAGAUGCAACUACAGUGCCACCAGGUUGGCGAGCGUGAAAUGGCGUUUCACGAGUGCGCCCUUCGGUCGGAGCGAAACACCUCGGGGUCUGCGCUGACCAUGUCGUUCAUCCCGCCGGAUGGAUCCUUUCGGCUAGCGUCAUACUGGCUCUGGCGCUUGAUCCCGCAUUCAGGUACACAUGUGGCGGUGAACGAUUCAAGCAGUGUGUUUCCGCUGGAGGUGAUCCUCCGAGGCGGCACCCAGACAUCCGAACAGGGAUGUUUUAUUCGGGUCGUGGCCUCUAUAAAGCUGCACAUGUUGGGUUCGGUCACGCUGGAGCAUCUGCAGUUGCGCGUCUACCUGCGAAUGCUGACGCCCACUGCGAGCGCAAGGCGCGGUUCAUCAUUCAGAGCACCGGCAUCACAUCAAUUGUACAGUAAUAUCGGUUCGGUAUCGUGGGAUGUGUCAUCUUUGUGCCUGAGCUGGAGCAUUGCGAAGCUGGAUACCGUUCGAGUAGCUCACAUGGAAAGCGUCCUGCAUGCUGAUGGUGUGCCUUUCGGGGAAUCUAUAUCCGUGACCCAUGCGGAUCUGAUUUUUGCACCCUUCGCGUAUAGUCUAAGCGGUCUUCGCAUCGAACGUCUGAUCAUUGCAAACGAGCACCAGCCGGCUUUCAAAGGAAUGCGGCAUGUACUACGCUGCGGUGUGAUUCAGGUUCUGCCAGGGAAACUUACUGACACUGAUCGGUCACGUCGGGCCAGCUGA
Messenger RNA from Cyanidioschyzon merolae strain 10D, 1785 nucleotides. RefSeq lists its product as hypothetical. Bases 1 to 1785 code for a protein of 594 amino acids. Gene Ontology annotation, biological process: endocytosis. The transcript has a single exon. The record is from RefSeq and is a predicted model, not a curated record. Lineage: Eukaryota; Rhodophyta; Bangiophyceae; Cyanidiales; Cyanidiaceae. Gene Ontology annotation, cellular component: cytoplasmic vesicle.